This is a messenger RNA of Zea mays, 2534 nucleotides long. Its product is annotated as PPR-814a. Gene Ontology annotation, molecular function: protein binding; mRNA binding. The record is from RefSeq and is marked validated. Lineage: Eukaryota; Viridiplantae; Streptophyta; Magnoliopsida; Poales; Poaceae.
ACGAACAACGCACGGAACGAGGGAGGGAGGAACCCGGACGCCCAAAAAUCCCCCCACCCCCAGCGCGGCAAUGCCGUCAUGUGCCCGCAUCUCCUCCGCCGUCUCCACCGCCGCCGCAUCCUCCUCCUCGCCGCCGCCGCAUCCUCCUCGCUGCCGCCGCCUCGCCGCCGCCACGGCGCGCGUGCGGGAGGGGACGCUCCGCCCUGAGGAAGCACACGACCUGCUCGACGAGUUGCAGCGUCGAGGCACGCCCGUUCUCGAGCGCGAUCUGAACGGCUUCCUCGCGGCGCUCGCGCGUGCGCCGUCCUCCGCCGCCUGCAGGAGUGGCCCUGCCCUCGCCGUCGCGCUCUUCAACCGCGCGGCGUCUCGGGCUCAAGGACCGCGGGUGCUGUCCCCCACAUCCCACACCUACGCCAUCCUCAUGGACUGCUGCACCCGCGCGCACCGCCCAGAGCUAGCGCUGGCCUUCUUCGGCCAGCUCCUCAGGACAGGCUUGCGCGUCAAUAUCAUCAUCGCUAACCACCUUCUCAAGGGCUUUUGUGAAGCGAAGCGGACAGACGAGGCUUUGGACAUCCUUCUCCACAGAACGCCUGAGUUGGGCUGUGUGCCCGAUGUUUUCUCGUACAGCAUACUUCUGAAGAGCCUCUGCGACCAAGGAAAGAGUGGCCAGGCAGAUGAUUUGCUACGGAUGAUGGCUGAAGGGGGAGCUGUCUGCUCGCCCGACGUGGUUGCCUACAGUACAGUAAUCGACGGCUUCUUUAAGGAGGGUGACGUAAAUAAAGCAUGUGAUCUAUUCAAAGAAAUGGUACAGCGGGGCAUUCCACCUGAUUUUGUGACUUAUAGCUCUGUGGUUCAUGCCCUGUGUAAGGCAAGAGCAAUGGACAAGGCAGAGGCUUUCCUUCGACAAAUGGUCAAUAAAGGUGUUCUGCCAAAUAACUGGACAUAUAAUAACUUGAUAUAUGGAUACUCCUCCACAGGACAGUGGAAGGAGGCAGUUAGGGUAUUUAAAGAAAUGAGAAGACACAGCAUCUUACCAGAUGUUGUUACUUUGAGCAUGUUGAUGGGUUCCCUUUGCAAGUAUGGAAAAAUCAAGGAAGCUAGAGAUGUUUUUGACACAAUGGCAAUGAAGGGCCAAAAUCCUAAUGUUUUCUCCUACACCAUUAUGCUCAACGGGUACGCUACUAAAGGAUGUCUAGUUGAUAUGACAGAUCUCUUCGAUUUGAUGCUAGGUGACGGUAUUGCACCUGUCAUUUGUACUUUUAAUGUGCUGAUCAAGGCAUAUGCAAACUGUGGAAUGCUAGAUAAGGCUAUGAUCAUCUUCAAUGAAAUGAGAGACCAUGGAGUGAAACCUGAUGUGGUAACCUAUACGACAGUGAUUGCUGCCCUCUGCAGAAUCGGUAAGAUGGAUGAUGCUAUGGAAAAAUUUAAUCAGAUGAUUGAUCAAGGAGUAGCACCUGAUAAAUAUGCAUGCCAUUGCCUGAUUCAAGGUUUUUGUACUCAUGGUAGUUUACUGAAAGCCAAGGAAUUGAUUUUGGAAAUAAUGAAUAAUGGCAUGCGUCUUGAUAUUGUUUUCUUCAGUUCGAUAAUUAACAACCUUUGCAAACUGGGAAGGGUAAUGGAGGCACAAAAUAUAUUUGACUUAACUGUAAAUGUUGGUCUGCAUCCUACUGCUGUGGUGUAUAGUAUGCUGAUGGAUGGGUACUGUCUUGUUGGCAAGAUGGAGAAAGCAUUAAGAGUAUUUGAUGCUAUGGUGUCAGCUGGCAUUGAACCAGACGAUGUAGUGUAUGGUACACUUGUUAAUGGCUAUUGUAAAAUUGGAAGGAUUGAUGAAGGAUUGAGUCUUUUCAGAGAAAUGCUGCAAAAGGGAAUAAAGCCUUCAACUAUUUUAUACAACAUCAUAAUUGAUGGGUUAUUUCAGGAUGGGAGAACAGUUCCUGCAAAGGUGAAAUUCCAUGAAAUGACAGAAAGUGGUAUCGCUAUGGACAUAUGUACAUACAACAUAGUUCUUCGUGGACUUUUUAAAAAUAGAUGCUUUGAUGAAGCAAUCUUUCUUUUCAAAGAAUUACGUGCAAUGAAUGUAAAGAUCAAUAUCAUAACUCUCAAUACCAUGAUAGCUGGAAUGUUUCAAACCAGGAGAGUUGAAGAAGCUAAGGAUCUGUUUGCUUCUAUCUCGAGAAGUGGGCUGGUGCCUAGUGUUGUGACUUACAAUAUAAUGAUCACAAAUCUUAUAAAAGAAGGAUUGGUGGAAGAGGCAGAAGAUAUGUUUUCAUCCAUGCAGAAUGCUGGCUGUGAGCCCAAUUCUCGAUUGCUGAAUCAUGUAGUCAGGGAAUUACUAAAGAAAAAUGAAAUAGUCAGGGCUGGAGCUUACCUGUCCAAGAUUGACGAGAGGAAUUUCUCACUUGAACAUUUAACCACAAUGUUGCUGGUCGAUCUCUUCUCAAGCAAAGGAACUUGUAGGGAACACAUAAGAUUUCUCCCUGCAAAGUAUCAUUUUCUUGCAGAGGCCAGUCCGUGAUUGAUAUGUUGAUUUUCUU